Molecule: messenger RNA, 1934 nt
Organism: Haliotis rufescens (red abalone)
Lineage: Eukaryota; Metazoa; Mollusca; Gastropoda; Lepetellida; Haliotidae
Product: solute carrier family 41 member 1-like
Exons: 11
Coding region: 179-1813 (544 amino acids)
Biological process (GO): monoatomic cation transport
Cellular component (GO): plasma membrane
Molecular function (GO): monoatomic cation transmembrane transporter activity
Source: RefSeq, a predicted model, not a curated record
AAGCAAUAUGGUGACUAUUGACAGGUUGGCAGUCUGCUUGUGUGUUUCAGAAGUUCAAGAGACACGUGUUUACUGAACAAUCGAAUUAUUGUAAGAUAUUUGAAAGAGACGGCAACUUAUCCGUUUGAAACCAACUCUUCUAAAGUUGUGUUGGGAGACAUUAUGAGGGGUGUUGAGAAUGUCAGCCUACGGAGCAGCGGCAUAUAGUCUUCGCAGUCGGCGCAAAGGCAAUGACAAAAUAAUGGUUCCACGUGUCACUUCAAUGACUUCCCAAGACGACGGCGUGGAACUUCGGGAUUUUUCUGAAUCCGCAUCCAAUCAGAGGCAAAAAAACCAGACUAAGACGGACAGGGCAGAAAUACACAAUAACAUAUCGCUACUACCAAAUGGAGACACAAUUGUGAGGACCUCUCACGGCACCCAGUUGGGAGAUUCCGACAAUGACGACAUUACAACCAGCCUUACAGCACCACUGCUUGAUGGUGGGGAUGACGAUGAUGAUGGUGAUGGCGCCACCACAGCAAGGACUUCUGUCGUUGAUGACAGGUCAGAGGAGAAAUGCUGGAGCAUUGCUUUCCAGGUGGCGCUCCCAUAUAUCAUAGCAGGAUUCGGGACAGUGGGAGCAGGCAUGGUGCUUGACAUUGUACAGCACUGGGAGGUGUUCCGGAAGGUGUCGGAAGUAUUUAUCCUCGUCCCAUCCCUACUGGGCCUGAAGGGCAACCUGGAGAUGACGCUGGCUUCACGGCUGUCCACACAGGCCAACCUUGGCAAUAUGGAGAAGCGCUCUGAGAAGUUAAAAAUGAUUGGCGGCAAUAUGGCGCUUGUACAGGCCCAAGCAAUAGUUGUGGGUUUCCUGGCAUCCAUGGCUGCUAUGGUGUUUGGAUGGAUACCUGAAGGGAAGUUUGAUAUUCAGCACGGCCUUCUCCUGUGUGCUAGCAGUAUAUUCACAGCUUCAGUAGCCAGCUUGAUAUUAGGUGCAAUAAUGGUAGGUGUAGUGUUGAUGUCCCGCAAGUUGCGCAUCAACCCUGACAACGUGGCCACGCCCAUAGCAGCGAGUCUGGGUGACCUGACAACACUGUCCCUGCUGGCUGGAGUUAGUACGCUGCUGUACGAGGCAAUAGGAAAACAGCACUGGCUGGCUCCAACUAUUAUAGUAUUUUUCCUCUUGCUGAUACCUCUGUGGGUUGUGAUAUGUAUAAAAAAUAGGUAUGUGAAUGAUGUGAUCUACUCCGGCUGGCUUCCUGUAGUCAGCGCCAUGACGAUCAGCAGCUUUGGAGGAUUGAUUUUAGAUUAUACAGUGUCAACAUAUGAUGGGAUAGCUGUCUUCCAACCUGUCAUCAAUGGUGUGGGUGGUAACCUAGUUGCAGUACAAGCCAGUCGUAUAUCUACAUACCUUCAUAAAAACUGUGUUAUGGGGGAGUUGCCGGAGGGUGCACCUCAUGGCUGUCCAAGCCCUUUCUCAACUUUCUUCGGCAGUAGUACCAACUCAAAGGCAGCCAGAGUGUUGAUGAUGCUGGUGGUCCCUGGCCACCUGAUCUUCAUCUAUGCCAUCUUCUAUAUGAAGGCAGGUCAUACAUCGCUCACCAUCAUCUUCGAUGUCAUCUACUUGACAGCAGCAGUCCUUCAGGUGAUAUUUCUACUGUACAUUGCCAACUGGAUGGUGCACUUCAUCUGGAGAAAGGGGGAAGACCCAGACAAUAUUGCCAUCCCAUACCUCACAGCUCUGGGCGACCUCCUCGGAACGGGUUUCCUUGCCAUAGCUUUCCAUAUUCUUUUUCUCAUUGGAGACAGGGAUGCUGAUGUUGGGGAAUAGAGUGACCUCCCUUGACUAGUGUCUUCCCAAGCUCCUCACAGCGAUAGUACGUUCCCGGAGCUCUCUAUACUAUCGCUGCCACCAGUCAAAACUCCCCACUGUGAAUAGGUGGCCACAACCA